AUGAAGUGUCUCCUGCUUGCCCUGGGCCUGACCCUCAUCUGUGGUGUUCACACCAUCAGUGUCUCUCAAACCAUGAAGGAUUUGGAAGUGCAGAAGUUGGCAGGGCCCUGGCACUCCAUGGUGAUGGCAGCCAGCGACCCGACCCUCCUGGAGACAGAAAAUGCCCCUAUGAGAAUACACAUCAAGGAGAUUCAACCCACCCCCAAGGACAACCUGGAGAUGGUCCUGCUCAAGAUGGAGAACGACAGGUGUGUGAAGAGGAAGAUCCUUGCCCAGAAAACUGAGAACCCUGCAGAGUUCAAGAUCAGCUACCUGAGUGAGAACAAGGUCUUCAUGAUGGACACUGACUAUAAAACCUAUCUGUUCAUCUGCAUGGAGAACACCACCACCUCCCAACAGAAUGUGGUGUGCCAGUACCUGGCCAGAACCAUGAAGGCUGAUACCGAGGUCAUGGAGAAAUUCAAAGAGCUCCUCAAGACUCUACCUCAGCACAUCCAGGUGUUCCUCGACCUCACCCAGAGGGAAGAGCGGUGUCGUGUGUAG
Messenger RNA from Orycteropus afer afer, 543 nucleotides. Its product is annotated as beta-lactoglobulin-1-like. The record is from RefSeq and is a predicted model, not a curated record. The transcript is spliced from 6 exons. NCBI's taxonomy places the organism in Eukaryota, Metazoa, Chordata, Mammalia, Tubulidentata, Orycteropodidae. Gene Ontology annotation, molecular function: small molecule binding. Bases 1 to 543 code for a protein of 180 amino acids.